AAACCAGCAGAAGCCGCUCGUAGAGCCUGAAGCAUGCGCAUUGUCUGCGAGCGCUUUUGGUGGACCGAGCAUGCGUCCCAUAUCCAAAGUUGAUAAAUUGGAAUUGAACAUGCGUGAUUGACCUUUCGAAUUAAAAAAAAAAAAAAAAAAAAAGCAAAAUUCUUGAAGUAAAGGAACAUGCGCAUUCGCUCUCAGUGGUUUUUUUUAGUAUUGAAAGUGAGCAUGCGCAUAGUAAGAAGGUUGGAUUUGUGAAGUUUGAAUCCGACAGAAACCGCGGGGCCGAGGGUUGUAGGUUGUUCCCUUUCUGAAGGAACAGGCCUAAUGUGUGGCUCAGCAUGGCAGUCGUAACAGUGCAGCUUGGUCAGUGUGGCAACCAGAUUGGCUUUGAGGUGUUUGACGCUUUAUUUACCGAUUCACAGUGUUCCCAGGGAUUCUGCUCUAAGAGAGAGAAUGAGGCGUAUCAAGCAUCUUGCACAGAAAGAUUCUUCCGGGAGGAAAACGGAGUUCCAAUUGCCCGGGCCGUACUUGUCGACAUGGAACCUAAAGUUAUCAAUCAAAUGCUGUCAAAGGCUGCCCAGCCUGGGCGGUGGAAGUAUGAUCAGCAUGCGCGCUUCUGUCAGAAACAGGGUUCUGGAAACAACUGGGCAUAUGGCUACUCUGUUCACGGACCCAAGCACGCGGAGUCUAUCAUGAACCUAAUCCAGAAGGAAGUGGAGAAGUGUGACUCUUUGAGUGGUUUUUUCAUCAUCAUGAGCAUAGCUGGGGGCACAGGAUCAGGACUGGGAGCCUUCCUUACGCAGCACCUGCAAGAUCACUACUCAAAUGCUUUGAAAAUGAACCAGAUUAUAUGGCCUUAUGGAACCGGUGAGGUUAUCGUUCAGAACUACAACUCCAUCUUGACGCUGUCUCACUUGUACCGAUCUUCAGAUGCCCUCCUUGUCCACGAGAAUGAUGCUGUCCAUAAGAUCUGCGCAAAGCUGAUGAGCACUAAGCAGAUCUCCUUUCGGGAUAUAAAUCAAGUCCUCGCACAUCAGCUGGGAAGUGUGUUCCAGCCCACUCAUUCUGCAGAGUGCUCAUUUCACUACAGAACAAAUCCACUAGGAGACUUAAUGGAGCAUUUAGUUCCCCAUCCUGAAUUCAAGAUGCUGGGUGUUCGUACCAUUCCUCAGAUGUCUGAGACUUCCCUGCCCUACAGCACGUUUACUUGGAAUGGCCUUCUGAAGCGUUUGAGACAGAUGCUCAUUUCUAAUGCGAAAAUGGACGAAGGUAUUGACUGGCAAGUGCGGCCUCCUUUACCAAAACUUCCACCUCCUGGCAAAAUGUGUCUCAACAGGGAGCAGCAUUUUAACACCUCCCUUGCUAACUUGCUCAUCCUUCGUGGGAAAGAUGUGCAGAAUGCAAAUCUGGAGGGAUUCCGGGACCCAGCCCUGUACACUUCCUGGUUGGGGCCGGCGGACGCCUUCUCCGCAUGGAAGACCCCGCGAGCCUUUAACAGAUACGAGAGGUCCGCAGCCUUGGUCAGCAACGGCCAGUUCUUUGUGAGGCCGCUUGAUGCAGUUGUGGGCAAAGCAUGGAAUAUGUUCGCUUCAAAAGACAGGGUCUUACCAUGUUGUUCCUGUUGUUCUUGAACUAUGUACUGGGCUCAGAUGAUCCUCCUGCCUCAGCCUCCCGAAGAGCUGGAAUUACAGGUGCAUGCCACCACCCCUAGGUUCAGAGAAUUGCUCAGAUGUUGGAACUCUGUAAGUAUCCAAGAAAAGGGAAUGUUCUGUUUGUUCCCAUGUUCUGAAAGCUUCCCUCUUUACUCCAAAAGUGAUUCACUAAACAUGAACGAAACUUUCUCAGCACAAUUCUAAGCUAAGACUUUGCAAUUCUGCACUUAAAUAUAUUCAUGUUUGAAAUGAGUGCUUUGGACCACAAGAGGGAGAUGUUGUCAAAUGCUACAGUGUGAACGUCUACUUUGAAUUUUCUGUACUGGGAAGAGUUUUGUCUCAGCGUGUUUGUUUGGAGGUGAAUCUCAGGCCAGGCACAGCAGCAUGUACCUGCAGUUCUAGCUGUGUUCGGAGGGGAGGCGCUCUUGAGCUCAGGAGCUCCAGGCCAGCUGGGACAACAUAGCGGGGCCACCAGCUCAAAAAUUAACCAGUCAAUGGCAAGAAACAAAAAUUAGGGCAGGAGUAUAGGCUAGUGGUAGAGUACUUGCCUAGCAUGCUUGAGGCCCUGGAGUUUGAGUCCCACACCAAACAAAUACAUAAAUAA
Chinchilla lanigera (long-tailed chinchilla) is the source of this 2253-nucleotide messenger RNA. It is a transcript of the gene Tubd1, whose product is annotated as tubulin, delta 1. Gene Ontology annotation, cellular component: cytoplasm; microtubule. Gene Ontology annotation, molecular function: structural constituent of cytoskeleton; GTP binding. Bases 336 to 1628 code for a protein of 430 amino acids. Gene Ontology annotation, biological process: mitotic cell cycle; microtubule cytoskeleton organization. The record is from RefSeq and is a predicted model, not a curated record. The transcript has 9 exons. Lineage: Eukaryota; Metazoa; Chordata; Mammalia; Rodentia; Chinchillidae.